Messenger RNA from Erythranthe guttata (spotted monkey flower), 1672 nucleotides. Its product is annotated as transcription factor bHLH123. Gene Ontology annotation, cellular component: nucleus. NCBI's taxonomy places the organism in Eukaryota, Viridiplantae, Streptophyta, Magnoliopsida, Lamiales, Phrymaceae. The record is from RefSeq and is a predicted model, not a curated record. Gene Ontology annotation, molecular function: DNA-binding transcription factor activity, RNA polymerase II-specific; RNA polymerase II cis-regulatory region sequence-specific DNA binding; protein dimerization activity. Gene Ontology annotation, biological process: regulation of transcription by RNA polymerase II.
UAAUAAAUUAAUAAGUAGGAAUUUGUUUUCAAGAUGACCUUUCAUUUUCUUAGUCAAACCACUGUGGAGAAAAAGUCAACCACAAACUCUUCUCAUUAAUUAAUUUAAAUCUUACUCUUUGAUUAUUUAACAGCUGUAUAUAUAAAUACUGAUCAGAUUCAACAAGAAAAAGACGAAAGAAUUUAGCUAUGGCGGAUGACGAUCAGUUUCACCUGGGAAUCGGGAACUGGUGGGACACGUCAUCAAGAAACAGAUUCGACGGCGGCGGUGGUACAACCCCAGCUUCAAAUAUUCCGACAACCUUAAACGCCCUAGCCACCUUCGGCUGGCCGUUGGAAACUGCAGCAACGGCUUCCGCCGCCGCCGCCGGCGCCGUCAACCGGGAGCUGCGUAUGAUGGGGUUAGGCCGCCUUUCUUCUCAGUCAGUAGAUUGGGGUCAAUCUUUAUUUAGAGGUGAAGAAUCCAUGGCGGCGGAAUCUUGUGAACAACAGUGGAGACAAAAGGUAUAUUCCGGCGGUGUUUCGCCGGAGGAAUAUUCCUCCGUACAUGAUUUCAAGCAAAUGAACAACCGAGGUUUUUCGUUGGAUCAAUCACAGUUCAGUAGUUCUCAGGCGAGUUCGAACGACAGCACAAUAACCUCUCAGAAUAAUAUAAACUCCGGUUUCCAGGCGGCGGCGGAUUCCGCCGCCGCCGCCUACGGCCUGUUACUGCCUGAAAAUCAGCAUUCCGCCUUCCAGAACCGGUCAAUAAAUUGUCCGUAUUCCUCGAGCGGCUAUGGCGGCGGCGCCGCCACCUCUUUGAGUAAUAAAUAUCCGCAGUUCUUGAGAACAUCUUGUACUCCCCAACCGCCGCCGCCGCCGGAGUCCAGCAGCAGCCAUUUGCAUUUCACUAACAACACCCCUUUCUGGAAUGCUUCAUCUGUACCCACCACCGCCGCCGCCAUGAGUACUGAUACUCAUCAUGCUCGAUCCAGCUUUUUUCCUCCGCCGUUGCAAACUCAGAUUUCUGUAGCUCCAUCUUUUGAUGAAAAGCCCAAGAACGGCGCGACGACGAAGAAAAACAACACCGAAACAUCAAAUAAACGGCCUCGGAACGAAACGCCUUCGUCUUCGCCAGCUUUUAAGGUCAGAAAAGAGAAGAUGGGUGACAGAAUAACAGCACUUCAACAAUUAGUCUCACCUUUUGGAAAGACUGAUACAGCUUCUGUACUAUCUGAAGCAACUGAAUGCAUAAAAUAUCUGCAUGGACAACUAAGUGUCCUAAGUAGCCCAUACAUGGAAAGUGAAGCUCCCAUAAAGCAUCAGCAGAGUUUCGAUAAAUCGAACGAUCGAGAAGGGCAGCGACAAGAUCUUAGAAGUCGAGGAUUAUGUUUAGUGCCGAUUUCGAACACUUACCCGGUGACUGAUCACGAAACAAGCUGUGCAGGUGAUUUUUGGACACCUACAUUUGGAGCAACUUUCAGAUAAGCAAAUUAAUUACAGCCUUUUAAGCCCGGCCCGAAUAAAAAAUUAACAAAAUUAAUUAUUACAUGAUAAGAUAGAAAUAAUUGUAGGCCCUAAUGCUUUUUUUUUUUUAAUGAAAAAAGAAAAGAAAAAUAAUGAUGGAGUUUUGGCCAAAUGAUUAUAUUAUGACUAAAUUGUAUGAUAUUGUAUAUAUUAUAUUCUUAGUCUUG